AUGAUCAUUAAAACACUGGCCUUUGCGACUCUACUGCUAGAUGCAGUACAUGCGAAGAACAAGGACGGCUCGGAUUCAAGAUACGACUUCGUCAUUGUUGGCGGGGGAACAAGUGGAUUGGUGGUUGCCAAUAGACUAUCAGAACUGAAAGGUGUCUCUGUGGCAGUUAUUGAGGCCGGAGAUUCAGUCCUCAACAGUCACAAUGUGUCAACCGUUAAUGGAUACGGGCUAACUUUUGGAUCAGAUAUCGACUGGGCUUUCCAGACCGAAAACCAAACAUACGCCGGCGGAGCAAGACAGACGAUGAGAGCCGGAAAGGCUAUAGGUGGAACAAGCACGAUAAAUGGAAUGUCCUAUACUCGAGCACAGAACGUGCAGAUUGAUGCGUGGGAGGUAUUUGGAAAUAAGGGAUGGAAUUGGAACAGCCUCCUGCCGUAUUAUAAGAAGUCAGAGGGUUUUGAGGUUCCAGAUCCUGAUCAGAUUGCACAUGGUGCCGAUUAUUACAUCAGUUAUCAUGGACAGGACGGUCCGAUGAAGGUUGGCUGGCCACACUUUAUGACCAAUAGCAGCAUGCUUCCAAUACUCGACGAAACAUUCAAACAACUCGGUGUUCCCUAUAACCGUGACGUGAAUGGUGGCAAUAUGGUUGGGCUCACGGCUCAUCCUGACACGAUCGACAGAGAAGCCAAUGUUCGUCAUGAUGCUGCUAGAGCUUACUACUGGCCUUAUGAAAGCCGCUCCAAUCUCAAGAUCAUCUCAAACACAUAUGCGAACAAGAUUAUUUGGUCCGAUACAAAUCUUACCCAGGCUGUCGCCAUUGGAGUUGAAGUUAAUGGCCCUGAUGGAGUUGAAACAGUAUACGCCUCGAAAGAAGUGAUUCUAUCGGCUGGUGCGUUGAAAUCACCCAUGCUUUUGGAGUUGUCGGGAAUCGGAAACCCCAAUAUCCUGCAAAAAUAUGACAUCCCUGUCAAAGUGAACCUUUCUACGGUCGGAGAGAACUUGCAGGACCAGACAAACAAUGGUCUCGCCUAUCAAGGAAAAGAAUUCUGGCUCGGUCUGCCGACUUUUUCAGUUCUUCCAUCAGCAAACCAGAUGUACGGAACAAAUGUUGGCGCUGUUGCUUCCGCAAUCAACUCCAGCCUCGUAACUUACGCCAAAGAUGUGUCUGAUUUCUCAAACGGCGCGGUCACUCAAGCGAAUCUUCUAUCUGCUUUCCAACUUCAGUAUAACUUGAUCUUCAAGUCUCAAGUUCCCUUUGCAGAGAUUGUUCUCCUUCCAUUCGGACAUUCAUUUUCUAGUGAAUACUGGCCUCUUCUCCCUUUCUCCAGAGGCAAUGUCCACAUCAACUCCGCAAAUCCCAGUGACCCAGCUUCUAUUAACCCGAACUACUUUAUGUUCAAAGAGGAUCUGAAUGUACAGGUUGAUGUGGCCCGGUACAUCCGCAAUGCGUUCCGCAUUGAACCUCUGAAGGACCUCGUUGGAGACGAGUUUGAGCCAGGACUGGAAAAUCUUCCAGAUAACUCAUCAGGUGCUGCCUGGGAAAACUGGGUCAAAUCAAGCUAUCGAACAAAUUUCCACCCUGUUGGUACUGCUAGCAUGUUGCCUCGGGAAAAGGGUGGCGUUGUCAGCCCUGAACUGAAGGUCUAUGGUACCAGCAAUGUCCGGGUGGUUGAUGCUUCUAUCAUACCCUUCCAGAUCUGUGGCCACUUAACAAGUACUCUCUAUGCCGUGGCUGAAAAGGCUUCGGACAUUAUCAAGAAACAAUAUUCGCCACCUGCAUAG
This is a messenger RNA of Penicillium taxi, 1782 nucleotides long. RefSeq names its product GMC family oxidoreductase. Gene Ontology annotation, molecular function: flavin adenine dinucleotide binding; oxidoreductase activity, acting on CH-OH group of donors. The transcript has 3 exons. Bases 1 to 1782 code for a protein of 593 amino acids. Lineage: Eukaryota; Fungi; Ascomycota; Eurotiomycetes; Eurotiales; Aspergillaceae. The record is from RefSeq and is a predicted model, not a curated record.